UAAUUUUUGUAAAUUUGACAGAGAUGACUAGUGUUCGUAGGAAGAAGUAUAUCUCCGGGAGGGCAUGUGAAAACUGCAAGAAAAAAAAGCAUAAGUGUGAUAAUGAAGGAAUUCAAUGUAAAUAUUGUGCCAAACGAAAUCUUAUGUGUGUGCGAGUAAAGUGGGAUAAACGUGGCCGUAAACCUAAUAAGACCGCAUUUCAAACAAACGUUAUUUCUCCAAUUCAUAUUAAUAAAGAAAGCUCCAACUCUUCUACUUAUGAGCAGCCGCAACCAGAAUCCAACGAAUGCAUCUUAUAUAAUUAUGAAAGACAACUAUUAUAUCCGGACUUACCGAUCAUGUUACACGAACCUACUUAUGAUAUCAAUGAUUUAGAUUUAUUUUGUCUUUUCCAUUUUUGGGGGAAUUUUUAUGCUUAA
Molecule: messenger RNA, 419 nt
Organism: Dentiscutata erythropus
Lineage: Eukaryota; Fungi; Glomeromycota; Glomeromycetes; Diversisporales; Gigasporaceae
Source: the annotation of a GenBank genome assembly